Molecule: messenger RNA, 862 nt
Organism: Notolabrus celidotus (New Zealand spotty)
Lineage: Eukaryota; Metazoa; Chordata; Actinopteri; Labriformes; Labridae
Gene: grcc10
Product: gene rich cluster, C10 gene
Exons: 4
Coding region: 111-479 (122 amino acids)
Biological process (GO): post-embryonic development
Source: RefSeq, a predicted model, not a curated record
UCUGGAAGCAGGACGUACUGUCGCAAAACGGCUUCAACUGUCGCAAAAAGUAGUCGCUUUCCGGCACUUUUUCACAGGUCUGCUACGAGCUAGGUUAUUUCACUGCUGAUAUGGCCUCAGCUCCAGCACAGCAGCCCACCCUCACUGUGGAGCAGACCAGAGUGGUGCUGAGCGAGGUGAUCCAGGCCUUCUCAGUCCCAGAAAAUGUAGCGAGGAUGGACGAGGCUCGGGAAAGUUCCUGUAACGACAUGGGGAAGAUGCUGCAGCUCGUUCUCCCUGUGGCCACCCAGAUUCAACAGGAGGUCAUCAAAGCGUACGGCUUCAACAACGAAGGAGAGGGUGUCCUAAAAUUUGCCCGAUUGGUGAAGAUGUAUGAAACCCAGGACCCGGAAAUUGCAGCCAUGUCAGCCAAACUGAAGUCCCUCCUCCUGCCACCGCUGUCAACACCGCCUAUAGGAGGUGCCAUUCCAGCUUCAUAAGGAUCACUUACUUUAACUCAUCGGUCAACUUCAAGGUUACUGACAUUUAAUGAUUUUGGGAUCAACAUUGACAAACUGUUAUUCCUGUUUUUUCUGUUAAACACUCAAACUCCAAACGCUAACACGUUCCAACAAAGAAUAUGUAACCUUCUCUUCAUGGUUUUACUCAAAGCAUGCUUUCAGAAACUUGUUAAAUUAUUGUUUUUUGAAUGUUCAAGUAUUUAUUUGUAUCAUGUUACACUUUUUCCAUUUUCUUAUGUCAUGAGCGUUCAACAUUUCCUUUAAUGCCAUCUUGUUUUUUAACUUUUAUUAUACCAUUUUUAUAUGCUGUCAAAUGUAUGAAAUGUCAGUCUUUUGUUAUAUAUUAAAAGUUUUUCUGUGAA